CCGAACACAAUUAGCAGAUUCCCUUCUGUCUCCCUAGCGGCCCUGGGGCUAUGGCAGGGUGGGGGACGGAGCAGCUGUCUGUUUACAGGGGACUGUGCGGGGAACACACAGCUUGAGGGAAAGACGUGAUUCAGAUGAAAAGCGACGAGAGUAGGAGGCGAAGGGCCCGUGGGAGGUGAUGAGUGUGAGACAGAGCAGCCAGGGCCCAUUUAGGGGCCGGAUUGUGGGAGGGAAUGGGAGAAAAUGGGAGGCCGAGUGAAUGCAAAGGGAGGGGCUAUAGGAAAGAGAAGUUUGAAUGGGCUUUGGAUACGGACUAUGGCAAGCAAGUGACCAGGGAUAGGGUCUGAGUAUUUGAAUGCCUUUCUUUAUAUGGGUACAGACCUGGGCAGCAGGUUCUCGCUAAGAAAUCGCUCUGGAAAUUCUGCUUGUAUGUGAAGGAACCGGCAGGGAUUUCCUGAGGUCUCCGGUUGGCUUUCCUUUUCUUACGAAUUAUAACCCUCUUUUAGUCUGAUCCAUGCUAAUCGGAUGUGUCGGUUUCUAAUCGCAGCAGUUUGGAGUCUUACGGGCGUGUAAGCGAUUUAAUAACUGCUACAGUAUCACCCGGCUGUGUGCGGUGACCCAGGAGAGAAUGCCCCAGACGCCCACCCUCGUAGCAAUGUUUGACAGCAGCAGUUUCCAUCGGAACUUGUAUCAGUCCAAAGAAGAAAGUUGUUCUGAACUGUAUUACCAAGAUAACAACCUGCUUUCUGGGUCUCUGGAAGCACUUAUCCAACACUUAGUGCCAAACGUCGAUUACUAUCCGGAUAGAACAUACAUCUUCACCUUCUUGCUGAGCUCCAGACUUUUUAUUCACCCAUCUGAGUUGAUGGCCAGAGUCUGCCAUGUAUGUAUGGAGCAGCAGCGACUGAAUGAGCCAGGGUUGGAUAAGAGCCAAGUGCGAAAAAUUGCCCCCAAAAUUCUCCAGCUGCUAACUGAAUGGACCGAAACAUUCCCUUAUGAUUUUAGGGAUGAACGAAUGAUGAGAAACCUAAAGGACACGGCUCAUCGAAUAACAAAUGGGGAUGAGAUGUACAGAAAAAAUGUGCAGCAGAUAAUUCAGAAUCUUAUUCGGAAGUUGGCAUCACUGACUCAGUACGAGGAACUCAUUACAAAAAUAAAUGCACAGUCUACUGAUCGCAUGACAGUCCUAAAAACCAAACCACAAUCCAUACAAAGGGACAUCAUCACUGUGUGUAGUGACCCCUACACAGUAGCACAGCAGCUCACCCACAUAGAGUUGGAGAGGCUAAGUUACAUUGGACCAGAAGAAUUUGUUCAAGCAUUUGUGCAGAAGGAUCCUUUAGACAACAAUGAGCAGAACUGCUACAGUGACAGAAAGAAACCACGCAAUCUGGAAGCCUAUGUGGAAUGGUUUAACCGGCUUAGCUACUUGGUUGCCACUGAAAUCUGCAUGCCUGUGAAAAAGAAACACCGUGCUCGAAUGAUAGAGUUCUUCAUUGAUGUAGCUCGAGAAUGCUUUAAUAUUGGAAACUUCAACUCUCUGAUGGCAAUAAUAUCUGGAAUGAAUAUGAGUCCAGUGUCCCGACUCAAGAAAACAUGGGCUAAAGUCAAGACUGCCAAGUUUGACAUCCUUGAGCAUCAAAUGGACCCUUCUAGCAAUUUUUACAAUUACAGAACAGCUUUGCGAGGAGCAGCUCAAAGGUCUCUAACAGCUCACAGCAAUCGUGAGAAGAUUGUGAUACCAUUCUGCAGUUUGCUUAUUAAGGAUAUAUACUUCCUGAAUGAAGGAUGCACAAGUCGCCUUCCAAAUGGGCAUGUCAAUUUUGAGAAAUUCUGGGAACUUGCUAAGCAGGUCAGCGAAUUUAUGACAUGGAAACAAGUUGAGUGUCCAUUUGAAAAGGAUCGGAAAAUAUUACAUUAUGUGCUGACCGCACCCAUUUUCAGUGAGGAUGCACUUUACUUGGCUUCCUAUGAGAGUGAAGGUCCUGAGAAUCAUAUUGAAAAAGACAGAUGGAAGACUCUGAGGUCAGCGCUUUUGGGCAGAGCAUAAUGUGUCAAUGACCUGCCAGAAAAUUGUUAUCAUUUAUGGACCCUUUUUGCACUUGAUGGCAACAGAGCAGGCAGCCGAGAUUGGAGCCCAGCAUUGGUAAAUCAAGAGAGCUAAGAGUGCACACAAGCAGAAGAAUUUCCACUGACUGGCCUAGCAUGCUUGUUAAGGUCAAUAAAGACUUAAUCAUUCACAGCCACCCUUGUGCUGAGAUUUUUUUUCUCAUGCGUGGCUUAUAAUUAGAUUAUUUGCUGGAUGUUGCAUUCUGCUAGCCAGUCCCAUUGACCUUGAUCAUCUAAAAAUGUCUGUAUAAAAAUUAAAGCUGUUAACACCAGGAAUUUUGCCUGAGGGAAAAGCAAAGACAUUUAAAAAAUAAAAACCACUCGCUGGCGGUGGUUUAUAUCCGUUUCAUACUGUCCAGGUUUAUUCUAUUGUUCAAGCUUAAGUUUACUGCUGGAUAGUAAACUGGGCUAGCAAUGUGACUUACCAGUAUUAUCAGUAAUAAUUGCCAAUGCAUAAACUAUCUCCCUUUGAAAAGAAGAUAGAAAAGCACCUCUCUGCAAGGAUAUCACUGGACUGAUCUUCCAAUGGUCUUUUUUUAGCUGUUUACACAAUUCCUUGUUUGUUUCUUUUGUAAUUUAAAUUUAUUUUGUGAAUUGUUUUUGUAUUUAUUAAACAUGGUCUGUGCAAAUAUGGGAUACACACUGAGGGGAUUACUGAAGUUCAGUAGAAAAAAAUCUAUUUUAGUAUGAUUACCAGUACAAACAGUUAUUGUACAGAAAGGAGCUAUGAAUUCUGUAUGUGACAGACAUAAUCCAUCAAUUACUGUCAUUCUUUGCCUCAUUUCCUCAGUGGCAUUUAUUAUGUGGAACUGUCAUAUAAGUAUAAUUCCAUUAAAUUAUUGUAGAUGUGUAAUAAAUCUGUUCCACGAAUGGUCUGUAUAAUUUACCUUUGUUUAUAAUUUUAAAAAAGGUUAAUUUUUGUGCACCCUAAGUUAUGUUGUUGCUGUUAGAAAGUAACACAUCCUCCAACACACCUCCACAUUCUUUCUCCUUCAACCAAAGGAUUUAUAUUUCUGUUGUAAUUUCAUCAAGACGAGUAGUAGGUUCAUUUAGAGCAAGCCUCUAACAUGUGUCCUGACGUUAAUUUAGAAUCCUUAUCAUGUAGACUUAUAAGGGUGAAGACACAUAGAGCUACUUAGUAGCAGUUAUUUGUCAUGGCUACUAAACUCCAGAAAAUACCCUGCCAUAGACAAUACUGAGAAUUGCCUCUACUAAAACACACACAGAGACAGUUAUCAGUUAAUGAUCAGCAUGGUCUGUUUUAGUAGCUGUGACAAGUAGCUGCUACUAGUAACUCUGUGUGUCUUCACCCUAAAAUGGAAGCCCCUUUUGCACUGUGCCACCAUGCCAAUCAGGUGAUUUGAUCUCAUUUUUAUAUAUCUGACCUUGUAUGCUGUGUUAGGGAGUUAAUUAAACCUCUGAAAUACAGAAACCAGUUUCAUUUUACUUUUGGCAUGAUUAUUUUUUUCAAAGCAUCAUACACAUAGGUGUAAUAAGAAAAGAUUGUAAUAAACAAUUUUUUUCACUGGU
Xenopus tropicalis (tropical clawed frog) is the source of this 3639-nucleotide messenger RNA. It is a transcript of the gene rasgef1b, whose product is annotated as RasGEF domain family member 1B. NCBI's taxonomy places the organism in Eukaryota, Metazoa, Chordata, Amphibia, Anura, Pipidae. Gene Ontology annotation, biological process: small GTPase-mediated signal transduction. Gene Ontology annotation, molecular function: GTPase regulator activity; guanyl-nucleotide exchange factor activity. The transcript has 14 exons. Bases 629 to 2050 code for a protein of 473 amino acids. The record is from RefSeq and is a predicted model, not a curated record.